Mycena citricolor is the source of this 1347-nucleotide messenger RNA. The record is from the annotation of a GenBank genome assembly. Lineage: Eukaryota; Fungi; Basidiomycota; Agaricomycetes; Agaricales; Mycenaceae.
UCUCGCUUCGCUUGUCGGUGACAAUCCCAGCGGGAAAUUGGGUGACGAAUAUGUCCCCCUUAAACGUGUUCCGAGACCAACCCGGCGGCAGAAUAUCGUCGUACGUGAUCCAACCGUCAGGUGUAGGUCCACGUCUUAGUAUGGAACAAUAGACCUCUUGUUCUCGUUGACAGGUCGUAUCAGCGAUCGAGCCCCCGGGUUGCGAACACUCUCGUAUAACUAGUUCAGGUAUGUGCGUCGUCACCAUCUCUGGACGCCACGACUCGAUUUUUCGUGUUGUUUUGCGGUCGUGUCUCACCGGCCCUUCUCUCGUUAUUCCCCAAACGGCCUGUUCUGAGAUGCGAUUCGUUUCCUUUCUCCACUUUUUCGUUGUUCCCCUAGUUCUCUUCCGAUCAGUGUGGUCUCAAACCACCUUCCAUUCCAUCCCCGGUAAUGGUUUGAAUGGAUUUUUUCUAAGCCCGCCUUCGACGACUGAUAUCAGCACCACCACUAUCCUUGCGACUGUUACAAUCGCUCCAUCUACCACACCAAUGCCCUGUACCGCUCUCCAGACUCCUAGCCCCAGCUCAAGUUAUGCGACCCUGUCAUCGCAGUCAACAUCCCUCGCUGAGACCAUUCGUGAGUUUCAGACCACUCCGCGGCAGCGCCGCUUGGAGCUCAUCCUCGGUCUCGCCUUCGGCAUCUCUUCUUUCGGCGUUUUUUGGGCCGUCGUAUUUCUCCGGCUGAGAGCGCCAGAGCUGUUGCGACGGAACUCGACUUUCGUUAUCGAUCCGGAACUCGGAGCGCCCGACAACAAAUUCGAUCACCUGAAAAUCACCUCUGGUCUACCGAAUUCGGCGGCUGAACAUACAAACAUGGACGCUCUCGUCCUUUACAGGCUGCAAGUCGCUCAGCUCCAGAUUCAGAACCGCACUCUGAAAAGAGAGCAUGAGUUGCUCAAGCAGACGCUUCAGACGGGUGCAGAGAGUUUGCGUGCUGAAUUGGCGGGGGCAUCGGGCUUGAUGACUUUCUCGAAGGGAGUUGGGUAUCCCUUGCGGAGCACCGACGCGAAGCGUGAUGCGCUCAGCCUCGCGAAUUUGGACGCUGACACGGAAGACCAAGAUGCACCUCCAGAGUACAAGGCCAGACAAAGCAUUCCUGCCGCUCCAUCUUUGAAAAAGUCGAAAUCUCACCUGUCUCGAGGGCACUAAAGCUCCGUGGUAUAUUCGGCUUUCCAAUUUCUGUCUGGGAAUUUAUAUUAUCUUUGCUUGUGCUUUUUGCAUUGCCAUAAUAGAUAUAUGACCCAUCGUAAUUCAAUUCUAUAGGGCGCACCUCCCCACAUGUAUCCAUACUUGCUGUCAAUUGAAA